UCCUCGGAGUUUCACGCCAGUUCUAGAGGUUCUAUUGCCCCUUUUUCCCAUCUAUAUUGAAACCUCCUGGUAUUUACGCCCCUGCGAAUCAGCAAACCCUAGAGAAGAGAACUUUUCAAAAUGGAGCCCCAAAUCGUGGACGUACGAUCAGUUGUAGAAGCAGUUUCUGCGGAAGACUCCGACGCUCCUGUCUACGAAGUCGAAAGCCUCUGCAUGCGUUGCGGCGAAAACGGGAUAACCAGGUUUCUGUUAACUCUAAUACCACAUUUUAGAAAGAUAUUGUUGUCAGCCUUUGAAUGUUCACAUUGUGGGGAGAGGAAUAAUGAAGUGCAGUUUGCUGGUGAAAUACAGCCUAGAGGUUGUCUUUACCGUCUGCAAGUUCCAGCAGGUGAUCAAAAGGUGCUUAAUCGUCAAGUGGUGAAAUCAGAAACUGCCACGAUUAAGAUCCCUGAACUGGACUUUGAGAUACCGCCUGAAGCACAGCGUGGGUCUUUGUCAACGAUUGAAGGGAUAUUGGUAAGAGCUGCGGAUGAAUUGGGGGCCCUUCAGGAAGAACGGAAGAAAGUGGAUCCCCAGACAGCUGAAGCAAUAGAUCAGUUCUUGGUGAAACUGAGAGCUUGUGCCACUGGAGAUUCACCAUUUGCUCUCAUUCUUGAUGAUCCUGCUGGUAACAGCUUCAUCGAGAAUCCGCUUGCUCCAUCUCCGGAUCCAUUAUUAACCAUGCAAGCCUACGAGCGAAGUCGCGAGCAAGUUGCUUCAUUGGGGUAUCUUGAGGGAGAACCCAGUACCGAAACAUCAGAAGAAAGGACAAACAAUGUCUCUGAACAAUUGCAAAGAGAACCACAUGGCUCUGUUGGAGCAAGAGCUGGCCGCAGAGCUAUUGCUCAGGGUAACAGUGCAGAAAUUGCUGAAACUCUAUUUCGAUAUUCUGCACCGGAGGAGGUCAUGACUUUUCCAUCAACUUGUGGAGCUUGUGCUACUCAGUGUGAGUGCCGAAUGUUUGUUACAAACAUUCCAUACUUCCAAGAAGUGAUUGUCAUGGCAUCCUCUUGUGAUGCUUGUGGUUACCGUAAUUCAGAGGUGAAGCCUGGUGGACGUAUUCCUCUGAAAGGAAAGAAAAUCAAAGUUCAUGUGAAGAACAUAAAAGACCUUAACCGAGACGUGAUAAAGGCCUUGAGCGAGUACAUGGGUUUACUUUUGGUGAUAGUCUUGAUGAUACCAGAAGGAGAAAGUGGAAGGAGUUCAGAACAAGACUUGACAAGCUGGCAACUCAUUGAAUUACAACUAGGCUUGAAACGGAUUGUGAUGCUAUUCCUGGUGGCAAUGUUCAAUGCAAUUGUGGUUUAACCCUCGAAUAUGCUGUGUCAAUUCUCAAUCAACUCCUGCCCUGCAAGAGCACUACUUUCGCACCUCUAUGGAGGUUGUUCUGUCUUAAACAUCUUAGAGAAGCAUCUUGGUGCUCCUUAGCUACUUUGAUUUUAUUUUUGGACUAUUAUUUAAAAUUUGAAUUUGUAUGGGCUCGGGCCCAAUCUCAUUAGGGUUGCUUUACUAUUUAAACCUAUUUUGCAUUUUAAUUUUCAGUUGAUGAAUGAAUAAUGCUUUGGUGGCUUAUGGCGCAUUCCUCUCUUCCUAUUUUCUCUCUUCCCUUCUAUUGAAUCCCCCGUCCCCUUUCUUCUCUCUAAUUCCCCCUCCCCAUAGAUCUAUUCUAAUUUGCAAUUAGUUGUUCCGUUGGUGCUGCAUCAAAUUUGGUAUCAGAGCUAAACCUUGGGUAAUUUCUUUCCUACAAUCCAAAAGUUCUUCUCAUCUCUUCCCAAAAUUUGUUGGAACAACACAAUUGAAAUAGAUUUAGCGUAAAAGCAACGUUUGUCAUUUUUUAUUUUUAGUUCAUUGUCAUUCAAAAAAAUAAAAUAAAAUCGCGCUACUGUUCAUACCCGAAAUUCCAAUAUAGAAUUUUUACAAUUUAAAAAAAAAAAAAUAAUUUAGAGAGAAAUUUCAUUCAGUGCUGCUGCUAAAGUGUUGUUUUAACCCUAAUUCUCAAAUAUUAGCCCCACAUACAAAACCAACCGAUAACCCCAAUCCCAAACUCACUCAGCCCGUAGCUCACAGCCCAACACCCACAUUAGCCCAUUACUCAACCAUUUAAAUUCUCUCGACCCGACCCAAUCCUUCAACAUCACCAUGCCUCUCUGCCUUCCCGACAUCUCAGCGCCGGCUUCAUCUCCCUUAUCAACUCAACUGCGCCGGCGACCCUACUCUUCAACACCGUUGGCGCAGCCCCACAUCAUUACUCACACAAUCCACCGCCAACAACAAAUCCACCACAAAGCUUGCACUUUAAACUCGUCUCUGUCUGAACUGGCCCUCCUCCCAGAUGCCGUCGCCCGCCGCCACAAGCUACCAAAAGACCUCCACCCUCGUCUAUUACGCACGACCAUCUCGGUUUCUUCUCUACACUCACACACCAAAAGUUCGACUCUCCCCCUCUCGUUGACCGUUCGUCCAAGUCAGUCACAUAACCAUAACCACCAUUCUCAAGUCACAAUACAGCACACCCAUGAGCAGCCGUAGCUACUCGCAUCUCUGUCGAGCUCAACACGAUCCCAGAUUUUUAUUGAACACCUACAACAAGCUGCCCUUCUUGGAUUCUCGAUUUUGACUUCUCAUCUUUGCCUUCGCACCUGUCGACCUCUAUUCUAUUGGCAAGAAUAUACACAUCAACCCAAAUUCAAAGGAAUUCAGAUUCGUCAGAGGCAAUUUUUGUGGAAUUGGCUAAUAUUUGUACCAUUCCACCAGCAUGCAUCACAAAUUUAGCAGGAGGAGUUCCUAAGUUGAAGGCAACUGAAGCAAGGGAUAGAACAGAAACGUACCUGGGGUCCCACACAGUGGCAAUUCAAUCCAAUCGGGAUAUUGGGAGUCACAACCGAACUGCAGGGAGUCACUACUCUUAUCUAUCUUUCGUUUAUACCGUUGCUUCAUUUUAAAAUUGCAUCAAUUACAAUAUUAGUGUUGCUAUUAUUUGCUAAUUAUAGCCUUACACCCUACUAGAUCGAAUUUCAUGAAUUAACUCUCUUUGUUCCCCGAUUACCCGCGUGAUUAGUCAUUUCGAAUAAUCCAUUAUAUCCUUGCUUUCAAUUUUAUUUGCACCAGUAUUAUUAGCUUGUUAAGAUCGGACUUUCCGUAAUCCCAUUUUUUAACAAACACCAAAAAAAAAAAAAAA
Molecule: messenger RNA, 3217 nt
Organism: Olea europaea var. sylvestris
Lineage: Eukaryota; Viridiplantae; Streptophyta; Magnoliopsida; Lamiales; Oleaceae
Product: zinc finger protein ZPR1-like
Exons: 14
Coding region: 121-1347 (408 amino acids)
Cellular component (GO): nucleus; cytoplasm
Molecular function (GO): zinc ion binding
Source: RefSeq, a predicted model, not a curated record